AUGGCUGGCUUCCUUGGAGUGGUGGCUUAUGGCCUCUACAAGCUGCGUAGCCGCGGGGACCAAAAGAUGUCGGUGCAUCUCAUUCACAUGAGAGUUGGUGCACAAGGAUUUGUGGUCGGUGCCAUGACCUUUGGUGUAAUAUAUUCCAUGUACAAAGAAUAUAUCAAGCCUCGCUUUCAUGGUUCUGAUGACUGA
This is a messenger RNA of Staurois parvus, 195 nucleotides long. NCBI's taxonomy places the organism in Eukaryota, Metazoa, Chordata, Amphibia, Anura, Ranidae. The record is from the annotation of a GenBank genome assembly.